GCUGAGACUGAGCGGGGAGAAAAGUCACGAUGAAGAACCAAGGCGGGGAGACCAAAGCAGCCCCGCGGCCUGCUAGCUCUUCCAAAAUGAGCAGCGGUCUGGCGCUGGAGGAAGGCGACUCGCCGGAGGCCGCAGCACCCCUGGAAGCUCCUCCUGCGCAGGAGGACACCAAGUCCUCCCGGCCUGCCGUGCGUGACGUCUCCGAAGAGCUAAGCAGACAGCUUGAGGACAUCUUGAACACAUACUGUGUGGAUGCCAGCCAGGAGGGUCCAGGCGAGGACGGCGGGCAGAGUGAGCCCGCGGAGCCGGAAGAAGCCGAGAAGUGUCGUAGCGAGUCCCCGAGGAACGGUGACCAGGAGUCGGGCGGCCCCGAGAUGAACGGGGAGAAGGAAAGCACGAAGGGGACUGAAGAGUUUCGACCCGGCGAGGAGUGUGGGGAGCGGGAUCAGAAGAAGGCUCAGGAAAAGAAGAAAGCUAAGGGCCUAGGCAAAGAAAUCACUUUGCUGAUGCAGACGCUGAACACCCUGAGCACGCCAGAGGAGAAGCUAGCAGCACUGUGCAAGAAAUACGCUGAGCUGCUGGAAGAGCACCGUAACUCCCAGAAACAGAUGAAGAUCUUGCAGAAGAAGCAGACGCAGCUGGUGCAAGAGAAGGACCACCUGCAGAGCGAGCACAGCAAGGCCAUCCUGGCCCGCAGCAAGCUGGAGAGCCUGUGCCGCGAGCUCCAGAGACACAACCGCACCCUCAAGGAGGAAGGUGUCCAGCGUGCGCGGGAGGAAGAGGAGAAGCGGAAGGAGGUGACAUCUCACUUCCAGGUGACGCUGAACGACAUCCAGCUCCAGAUGGAGCAGCACAACGAGAGGAACUCCAAGCUGCGCCAGGAGAACAUGGAGCUGGCAGAGCAGCUCAAGAAGCUCAUCGAGCAGUACGAGCUGCGGGAGGAGCACAUCGAUAAGGUGUUCAAACACAAGGACCUGCAGCAGCAGCUGGUGGACGCCAAGCUCCAGCAGGCGCAGGAAAUGCUGAAGGAGGCAGAGGAGAGACACCAGCGGGAGAAGGACUUUCUGCUGAAGGAAGCCGUGGAAUCGCAGAGGAUGUGUGAGCUGAUGAAGCAGCAGGAGACCCAUCUCAAGCAGCAGCUGGCUCUCUACACGGAGAAGUUUGAAGAAUUCCAGAACACCCUUUCCAAAAGCAGUGAAGUGUUCACGACGUUUAAACAGGAGAUGGAGAAGAUGACUAAGAAAAUCAAGAAGCUGGAGAAAGAGACCACGAUGUACCGCUCUCGCUGGGAGAGCAGCAACAAGGCCCUCUUGGAAAUGGCUGAAGAGAAAACCCUUCGGGACAAAGAGUUAGAGGGGCUUCAGGUGAAAAUCCAGCGCUUGGAGAAACUGUGCCGAGCCCUGCAAACGGAGCGCAACGACCUCAAUAAGAAGGUGCAGGACCUGUGUGCCCACGCGCCCCGGGCAGACACGGACCUGUUGGAGCCUUUGAGGGACCCAUCUCGGGACGGCUCCGAGGCGGCGGCGGGAGGUGCUCCGGCAGAGCAGCGCCUGGCUGAGGAUUGCCUUCACUCAGGAAAGCCGACGCACAGCACGGAUCCUGCGGAGAGCCUGGGAGAACUGAGCAUAGGAGCCUUGGGGCAGAGUGGGACUGAGGAAGGCACUCAGGGCGCUGACUGAGCCCGUUGUGCGGUAGGCAGAGGCUGCGACUCCCCUAAAAUCUAGCGCAGCUCAGGAAAGCGGGUGCGUGGAUCUGCCCCGGCACGCGGCGCUGGGACAGCUGGAUGCGUCGCCGCCUCCACCUUCACAGCGACUCUCGCAUCGAGUGAAAGCAAACGAGCUGAGCAGGGGAGAACCGAAGCGUUUCCCGGCGCUGGAUUCUCCCUCCCUCCUCUGCGUCAGGCAGGAGGGAGCUCCGGGACUUGCUCUUGUUUUCUCUUGCCCUGGCUGGCAGCUCUCUCGUGUGUGAGCCGAGCGAACGAGGGCGAAAGAGGCCGUUCCCCCUCCUCUGUGUGGGUUUUGUGUAUUGAACAGGGACAAAAAGAAGCAGAGAAACGGGGGGUGCCCGGUUCACCCAGGCCCCCCGCGGGGCCUUUGCUCUUCCCAGAACCUGCCGAUGUCUCAAUAGCCUUAUGAUUCACAGUUGCCUCUUUGCUAUACGCACAUGUGCACAAGUGUAUUAAACAGUUAAUCCAAA
Aptenodytes forsteri (emperor penguin) is the source of this 2196-nucleotide messenger RNA. It is a transcript of the gene TXLNA, whose product is annotated as taxilin alpha. Bases 30 to 1679 code for a protein of 549 amino acids. The transcript has 11 exons. NCBI's taxonomy places the organism in Eukaryota, Metazoa, Chordata, Aves, Sphenisciformes, Spheniscidae. The record is from RefSeq and is a predicted model, not a curated record. Gene Ontology annotation, molecular function: syntaxin binding.